Coprinopsis cinerea okayama7#130 is the source of this 891-nucleotide messenger RNA. RefSeq lists its product as hypothetical. Gene Ontology annotation, molecular function: magnesium ion binding; holo-[acyl-carrier-protein] synthase activity. The record is from RefSeq and is a predicted model, not a curated record. Gene Ontology annotation, cellular component: cytosol. NCBI's taxonomy places the organism in Eukaryota, Fungi, Basidiomycota, Agaricomycetes, Agaricales, Psathyrellaceae. The coding region runs from base 1 to 891 and encodes 296 amino acids. The transcript has 4 exons.
AUGGAGGUCCGCGCGGUGCUGUAUCAUCCUGAAGAUGUCGGUGAAGAGCUAUAUCUUAAAGCACUAGAGAAGGUCACCGCCGAGAGCCAGACACGUAUCAAGAGGUACUACAGGAGGGAGGAUGCAUGUCGGACGCUUAUAGGCGAGCUUCUCGUCCGGAUGUACUGUCAAGAGCAUGGUCUAUUCCAUCCUAUCCGGCUCACCAAGACGGCAGAAGGCAAGCCGUACAUCGCCAAUCAAGACCCUAAUAGCAAGAUUGGUUUCAAUGUAACACACGAUAACGCGCUAGUUGCGGUAGCCUUUGCCCCAGGGAUACACGGCCCACCGGCAUUCAACAUUGGUAUCGAUGUGAUGAAGACCAAAAUCCCAUCAAGAGAGCCCUUCGCUUCUUUUGUCGAAGCGUUCGAAGAACAGGCGAGUGAUGGAAUACUCCUUCCACACAUUUUCGGGAUAUCAAUCAAGCUAACACGAAAUCCUGCAACUCAGCUUACAAGUCUCGAGGUGGGGCUGUUGAAAGAGAACGUUUCUCUCCAAGAGAAGAUAAAUCGCUUCUUCUGGAUGUGGACAUUGAAAGAAGCCUACACCAAGGCACUGGGGCUAGGUCUAGGCUUUGAUUUCUCUCGAGUCGAAUUCGAUGUGGUCCAGAAAGAGGUGAAGAUCGACGGCCAAGCCCCUAAGGGGUGGCGCUUCACAAUGUUUACUAUACCGGACGACGAAGACGUGUACGAAGGUGUGGUGGCUGAAUUUGUGGGAGGUAAUCAAGCCCAAGUCCUCGACCGGAGGCACCACCAUGCCGACCAAACCGAGCUCUCGGACUGGUCAAUUGUUGUGAGCGGGGCGGGGCCGACCAUGCAAAAAGCCGUUGACAUAUUACCUUCCUUUGAGAGUUAG